AUAAUCCGUAAGCCCAGCAUUUGCUGGCCCAUAGCGUUUUGUUCCCAUUUGCUUCCAUGUCAAUGAAAUCCGCAACCCAUAAUAUGUUCACAACAAACAAGAAAUUAGAUGAUCCGGAAGAGCUAGGACCUAUACCGUUAUCUAAUUCCCAAACAGCUUGUUCACAAUCAGGCCCUCCGGAUGGCGGGUUUCGGGCCUGGGGGACUGUUUUUGGGUGUUUCCUCAUGCAAUUUUGUGGUUUUGGAUACAUAGCAUCUUUUGGAAUUUAUCAAGAUUAUUACACACGAAUUUAUCUGACCAACUAUCCACCAUCUGCAAUAUCAUGGAUUGGCGCAUUGACCUCGUUCCUCGCAGUCAAUGUCACAUUGAUCUCAGGUCCGCUGUACGACAGAGGGUGGUUCUAUCAUUUGGUGAUCGUGGGGUCGUCGCUCCAAUCGCUGUCCUUGUUCGCGUUGUCCUUUGCUAAGCCUGGUCAGUUCUACAUGAUCUUCAUGGUUCAAGGUGUCCUUUCUGGGAUUGGGAUAGGCCUAACGUAUGGUCCCUCUUUGGCAGUCGCCUCUCGCCACUUCUCCAGAAGACGCACGCUGGUUAUGUCUCUCGUCACAUCCGGUACACCACUUGGUUCCAUGAUUCAUCCGAUCAUGCUCAAUCACCUUUUGAAUGGUACUGUUGGCUUUGCAAGAGGCGUUUGCGUCAGUGCGGGCUUUGUCAGUGCUCUGUUAUUGAUCGCCUGUUUGUUCAUGCGUACAAGAGAACUGCCUGUACCGACUGUCAGUUAUACCGCAAUGGCGCGAAAAUGUUUUCGCGAGGUUCUCUUCAUCUUCAUGACCGUUGGGAUCCUACUGUGUCAGACCGGCUAUUUCUUCCCCGUAUUCUACUUACAACUGGACUCUAUCAAACAUGGGAUCGACGUACAUUUCUCGUUCUACUCCCUUGUGAUCAUGAAUGCUACCUGUGUCGUCGGCCGCUGCACGGCAGGAAUGAUUGCAACGUACACGGGGGUGUUGAACUUCACGAUCGCAUCCACUGUUGCAUGCAGUGCCAUCAUAAUGUCCAUGACAGCUCUGAGUGACGUGGCCAGUGUGGUUGUGUUAGCACUUGCUUAUGGCUACUUUUCUGGUGUUUACAUCGCGCUAAUAGUCCCAUUGGUGACUGAGUUCACGCCCAAUUUGUCCGAGCUAGGAGCGCGAAUGGGCAUAUGUUUUGCCUUCACUUCUUUUAGCGGAUUACUCGGCGGACCAAUAUCAGGCGCUUUGCUUGGUUCUCAAUAUAGGUGGUGGAUACCGUCGCUCUUCAGUGGGCUCGUCUCCCUCGUCGGAAGUUCGAUGUUCGUGGUGAUGCGCCUGAUGAUAUAUCGCCGAGGAAUGAACGGAAACUAUCCGUAGCUGGCGGGGACACGUGAACCACUUGUUUCGUUAAAUUCUGUCGAGGCCAAUAUUCACUCGUGCUGGAUUACAUGUGACUUAUUGGAAAUAUGUGUAU
Suillus subaureus is the source of this 1482-nucleotide messenger RNA. Its product is annotated as MFS general substrate transporter. Lineage: Eukaryota; Fungi; Basidiomycota; Agaricomycetes; Boletales; Suillaceae. Gene Ontology annotation, molecular function: transmembrane transporter activity. Gene Ontology annotation, cellular component: fungal-type vacuole membrane. Bases 57 to 1385 code for a protein of 442 amino acids. The transcript has 14 exons. The record is from RefSeq and is a predicted model, not a curated record. Gene Ontology annotation, biological process: transmembrane transport.